Molecule: messenger RNA, 1091 nt
Organism: Pollicipes pollicipes
Lineage: Eukaryota; Metazoa; Arthropoda; Thecostraca; Pollicipedomorpha; Pollicipedidae
Product: RING finger protein 121
Exons: 8
Coding region: 46-1029 (327 amino acids)
Biological process (GO): ERAD pathway
Cellular component (GO): endoplasmic reticulum membrane; Golgi membrane
Molecular function (GO): ubiquitin protein ligase activity; metal ion binding
Source: RefSeq, a predicted model, not a curated record
AGUGAGGAGUCGGUGCCGGGGCUGCUGGGGCUCACUGAAGAAGUGAUGGAUCAUCACCACCAUCAAGGAGUGAAGGGAUAUGAGAUCAAGGAUCUCCUGAACAGUAGUCUGGACCUGACCCAGUUUACAGAGGAGGAAAAAUGGAGGAUAGAGCACAUCCGGAUGCACGAGAAGCACAAGGGCCAUGAGCAGAUGCACGCCGAGAUGGUGUUGGUGCUGGUGACGGCGCUGCUGCUCGGCCAGGUGGUGCUCGUCUUCUGGAGGAGCAAGCACCCCCGCUCGUAUCAGAUCGUGACCCUGAUCGGCAUGUGGGUGAUCCCGUUCGUGCUCUGCAUCCGCAACCACUGGUGGCGCUUCAUCUUCUUCUGGCUGCUUUACUCGUGCAUCACGCUCAUGAUCGGACACAAAGCCAUGAAAAAGCCGCUGGAGGGCACCACGCCUAGGCUUGUCUACAAGUGGUUCCUGCUCUUGUACAAGAUCAGCUAUGGGCUAGGAAUAAUCGGCUACACCAUCAUGAUGGCCACCUUCAUGGGCUUUAACCUGAUGUUCAGCGUGAAGCCGCACGUCUGGAUGGACGUGGGCAUCAUGUUUCUCUUCUACGGCCUCUACUACGGCGUACUGGGCCGAGACUGCGCCGAGAUUUGCGCUGACAAAAUGGCCGCCCACAUCGGAUACUACCGUCCGGACGGCAUGCCGACCCGCAGCCUGGACCCGGACGUGUGCGCCGUCUGCGGCAACAAGCUGAUGGUGCUGGACAACGACCAGGCCGUGCUGGAGAAGACCUACCGGCUGACCUGCCAGCACGUGUUCCACGAGUUCUGCAUACGCGGCUGGUGCAUCGUCGGCAAGAAGCAGAUAUGCCCCUACUGCAAGGAGAAGGUGGACCUGAAGCGGAUGCUGCACAACCCGUGGGAGAAGCCGCACGUGCUGUACGGCCAGCUGCUGGACUGGAUCCGCUGGCUGGUGGCUUGGCAGCCGGUCAUCAUCAUGGCCGUACAGGGCGUCAACUACCUGCUGGGGCUGGAGUGAGAGGCGGCCGGCCGGUCGGCACGCGGCGCCGGGCCGGGCCAGGAGCGGCCGGCCGCAGAGUU